AUGAAAGUAAUUAAAGAAAAAAAAUCACUUAAAAAUAAAAAUGACUCAAUGGAUAUCGAGGAUAGUAUUGAAAAAUUAAAGGUAAAAUCGCGCAUACCCGAUUUUACAGGCCUAACAAUUCCAAAGUCUUUAAAAUAUUCUUCACAAUCUCCUUCAAGCUCUCAAUCUUUAACUAAAGAUGUCGGCUUGUCGAGAGAUAGCGAAGCAUUAAAUAAAUCUUCACCUAAAUUCCGCGACAUUAGUAAAAAAUCAAGCAUCCCAGUCCUGAGACGAAGUGAAAUUCGUGAGUAUGAAGACAUUAAUCCGCGAAACGAAGCCCGAAGAUCUCAUAUACCUCUUCAACGAAGCACCCGUGGAAGUGCUGAUGACUUGAGACCACCCUCAACUCCCACGCGAAUAUUCAGCAACAACAACAGCAAUAUUAUCAACAAUAAUUACCAGCUGGAGAAAGAAAGCUCGCCGAGUUUGAUUCCUAAAUUACUGCUGCUGCAAAAAAACAAACGAGCUAAAUUUAAUAUUGAAAAAGUUAACAUGGAUGUUGAGGAUUUUGCUUCUGGUGAGGACAAAAAUAAACUGGAUGUUGUUGUUAGUAAAGAUAAGGACCAAGAAGAAGAACAAGAAGAAGAAGAAGAAGGGAGUAAGGAUGUUAAGACUAUUGUAGAAGAUGAUAAGGAUGACGAGGAGUCAGCUGGUAGAAGAUUGUCCAGCCACUUGUCUCCAGAAGCUAGUCCUCUUAGCACAAGAUCGUCUUCUAGGUACAGUCCUAGAGAAAGCGAGAGCGAACCUACUCCGGGGCUUCCGAGGAAAAUUGUCGCGGAGAGGAGCGAGUCGUUGAGUUCUCAGAGGAUUCGCGAUGCUAUUUCGAGGACUAGGAGGGAGUCUAAUAGCAGUGCUAGAGACAGAGUUCGUGACAGCGAAGCUACCAGCGCCGGAGAAGAUGACCCACCGAGGGUCAGCGAUACGCGCUCGGAUUCCGCUGUUAAGUUUGGUAAUGUUUCUUCGCAGGGGCGAACUAUACUACGAAGGCGCAGACAGUUUGAUUCGCAAGGUUCAAGAAGAAGAGGAAGAUCAUACGCAAGGUCAUACAGUACAGAAGACAUAUCAUUCCAAAUAGCCCGUCAAAGUCUUCUUCGUAGUGGAUCCGGGGAUUCCCCGAGGAUUCCCGAUUAUCGGCGGCUGGUUUUCAUCAGCUCGGACUCAUCGUCCGGGCGAGAUGAAGAGGAUGACGCUGACAGCAGCUGUUCCGGGUCAUCUUACUUGACUGGCGGGAUCCCACCUGGAACAGCGAGGAACACCAGCAGUCACAGUCAGAGCCUCGAGGACUGUGACUGGGAUUAUUUUGAAAGCAAUAGCUUGCCUUCUUUGCCAUCUGCGUUGUGCAGUGAUGCUUCGGGUCAUCCGAUUAAUGAUAUUAAGGAUGCUAAUGUUUGGGAUUGUUGUCUUGGUCGGCGACUGCCGUACCCAGUUCCAGUUCCAGCGUCUCUCUGGAACAACGGUGACUUCGCAGCAGCGGCAGCCUCUUCAAUGAUAACCGCGAGCAAGUCAGACAACCUUAAACUAAAAAACGUCGGACCUUGGUUCUCUUGGCACCCUAAAUUCAUCUCCCAAUCAGAAAUUCACCGAAGUUUUUACUGCGACCCCAAAAUAAUGGACUCCGGCAGCUUCAACACCGCAGACUCUAUAUUUACAUUCCGGCCCGACGGUUCUUUAGUUGGCCACUACGAAAGUAUUUACCACGGCGCUCAUUUGAAGUUCGACGAACCAACUCUUAACCUUAAAGACCCUCCAAAGGAAGACAAUGAAAAAUCAUCAGUUCAAUCUAAUAAUGAAGACACUAAUCUUGAAAUUAAUUGCAAUGGGUCCGAUCAUGAAAUAAGUAACCAAGUGCCAUUAGAUGAUAAUAAUUCUCCUUCAAUUCCAGAUAACAACAAUGAAGAUGAUGAUGAAGAUGAAGAAAAUUCAAGCUCUUGUGCAGACAGCAGUGAUUUUGAUGAUGAAGAAAAAUCUCACCGUUUUUCUCGAGUAUUUGUUGUCAAUAAUGAUGAUGAUGAUGAUGAUGAUGAAGAUGAUGAAAAUAAAGAAGAAGAAAGUUUAUUGCCAAGUUAUCAAGAAUCAGCUGAUCAAAAUGGCGUAAUUCUCAAAACCAUUAAUUCUAACCUCGAGAAUAUUCCAGUGGCGCCAUCAUCGGAUUCUAAAAGUACUAAAAGUGUUUCUAAUAAUGACAUUAGCUACUCAGCUGACUCAGCGGAUAAUUUAGACACCAUAACCUUAAAAUCAAUCCGAAAUAUAAACCCUGAAAUUUUGACAGCUGACUCAAAAAGUGACAAUGUGAUUAAUAAUAAUAAUAAUAAUAAUAAUAAUAAUAAUGACAACAAUGUGAUUAGUGAGUCAAUAGUGCCAGAUUCAUUAGAAGUGUGUAAAAGUGAUAAAAGUGCCUUAGAAAAAAAUGCAAAAGAAUGGGUGUCAUAUAAAAAAAAUAAAAGGAUUGUCAGUGAUGAUACAUUAAGCGAAUCAAUGUUAGAGCGGCAGGUGAAGGCAGUGAGUGAAGUGAGUGAGUUACUGGUGGGAGAAAAUGAGGUGGAUGGAAGUGAAACUACAGGUGGGGAGCCAGAGCCAGUGUGCCGGGGAACGCCACUGGAGUCAGUCGAGCUUGGCUUUCCCUCUAAAAUAAAAAAUUAUGACAAUAAAUACUCAAAUAAGUACAAGAGUCUUGUGAUGAUUACAUCUAACGCGUACCAACCAGUGAGUGUUAUAACCUCUGAUACUACGACUCUGCUUCAGCCAGAUGACAGUAGUAAGACGCAAUGUGAUCCUCAACAACAGUCGUCAGGGCUGGCCGGGUACUACCAUCUGGCGCUGGAGGCGUUGGAAACACCUCAACGAGCAGCCUCGGGACCACGUCGACCGUUAAUGGUGAAGCGACGCAGUGAUCACCCAACCGAGAUAACUGACAGUUCUGAAUUAUCAGCUGAUUUUAAUAAUUUUGAAAAAACAGCUGAUUUUAACAAUUUUGAAAAAACACCUGAUUUUAACAAUUCAAAAAAAUCAGCUAAUUUUAGUAAUUUUGAAAAAACAGCUGAUUUUGAUAAUUUUGAAAAAUCAGCUGAUUUUAAUAAUUUAAAAAAAUCAGCUAAUUUAAACAAUUUUGAAAAAACAGCUGAUUUUGAUAAUUUUAAAAAAUCAGCUGAUUUUAACAAUUCAAAAAAAUCAGCUGAUUUUGACAGAUCAGCUGAUUUUAAUAAUUUUGAAAAAUCAGCUGAUUUAAAUAAUUUUGAAAAAACAGCUGAUUUUAAUUAUUUUGAAAAAUCACCUGAUUUAAAUAAUUCAAAAAAAUCAGCUGAUUUUAAUAAUUUUGAAAAAACAGCUGAUAUAAAUUCCCGCGAGUGUUCAGUACAAAAAAGUGACAGUUUAAAACUUUCUCCCACCCAGGUAGACGUAAUCCUGGAGGAAGGUCUCGCGGACGACGACUCCUGGGUGGAGGAAGUGUCCCACGAUGAGGACGAGCAAAGUACCCCAACUACCAACACAGAGGACAGCUCUGAAGACGAAGUAAACCACUUAUCCGGUGACCGGGAGGAAGAAUUGCGUGGUUACCACCGCCAAGCGAUAGACUUUACCCUUCACACCAUAGUCGAGGAGUCUUGCGAGGAAAGUGAGGCUGAGUUUAGCCUCACCUGGAAAUCCAAGCGCCCGCCAUCUACAUCUGAGUUAGAGAAGUACUUUUUUUUCGGGCUAGGUGGCGUUGAGUCACGUCCUGAAAAUCCAGAUUCUGAAUUAGAAAAUCUGAAUAAUGAUGACUUAAAAUGUCUCUCAGCUGAUACUUUAAGUAGGGAAAUUGACAGCUUGUCAGAGACAUCUAGUGUUUACUCAGAGGGUCUAGAGAGUCUUAAGGACCCUGGAAUAAAUUCCGACAGUGCCAAUGACAAUUCUUCCCGGCUUGAAAAAUAUUUUUUGUCGGAAUUUUUGGGCUUUAGAGAAGAUCGUAGGGACUCGGAUGGUUCUGUAGGAAGUGACUCGGAAGGCCGGCCGAGUCCUGAAGCUCAACGGAGGAAAAGGUUGGUCCGAGCUCGGGGUACUGGCAGGUCUCACAGCUCCUCAUUGGACAAUCUUUUAGCUCUGACUCAAAAUUCAGGCUCGCAAAAUUUAACCAGUCAAAAUUCACUCCAAGAUUUGACCAAUCAAGACUCUCCAGACGAGUCUGACGACUCCACAGUCCCUGAUGAAGACGUAGCUGGGUUCGUUGAAGGUGUUGACACGGUAAAGCGUAAAAAAAAGAAGCGCAAUUUAGGAAAUCAUGCUGAGGGUAGCUCAAGCAACAAGAGCCCUGAAUUGGAGGAAGACAAGGAUGUUGAGGCUGCUCAGGUUACUUCUGAGGAAGAAAGGUCCAAGACUCCGCAAGCUGAGGCUCCAGAUGAGGACGACAGGAAGCAGUCCAGGGACUCUGGGUUUGUUGGAAGCUGCGAUGACUUGAUCCAACCUGAGCCUGUUGAUAAUUCUACUCCAGAAUUGAAGAAUUCUGAUGAGAAUGUUGAUGAUAAAAAGGAAUUCGUGGCGAUUCCUAUUAAUCAUUCUUUGUCUAGAAAGGACAGCUUUAAUAACUGGUCCAGUGAUGAGGAGACUAAUCUGAUGAUGUCCAAGAUGCGGCAGUUUUUCAAGACUAUGGUUGCUAAUUCGAAUUCUGCAGCUGCGCCGGUGGUUGUUCAGCAGGCUCAAGAACUGCCACGGGGCAAGCGGACCAAGCCGCCGCAGUUGGUUUAUUUUGAGAAUGAAUUGACUCGCUCAGACCUCGAAGGCGCAGCAAGUAGAUCUACUCUCCAAGAACAAAUCUCUGCCAGCUGUCAGCAGAUCAUCAGCAAUUUCGACAUGAACUCUGAAACAGCUGACCAGGAGCCUAAUAAACCAACAAAUAUUAAGGACACUGCCUUCGUUUACCAGAAGCUGGUCCAGAGUUUUACUAAAAUAGCAGGCGACAGCUCAGACGCCAGCUCGACUCCUUACAGCAGUCCCCCGCUGAUAGCUAAAGUGAUGCACCAUAUAGGCAGCAGGUUGGUGGCGCUGAUGCACCAGGUCUCGGAGAACAACUCUCCGUCAAAUUCUUGGAGGAGGUAUCCUCAACACACUAGGACUCCUUCGUCAGCAUCGACGACUGAAGACGAGUCUACGUCGGAGUCUGCGCAGCAGACUCCGACUUUUAGCCACCUGCAGCUCCCCAGGUCUAAAUCACACGAUCCUUUGUUGUUAAUCAACAGCCACCAGGUCACCGGAGCUGAGAGUGAAGAAAGAGAAGAGAAAGAGACGAGCGACUAUGAAAGGUUCUCCUGGAGAGGAAGUUUUGAAUCCGCGCUCAUGGCUGCUGACUCCAGGAAUAAGUUGAGCUUGAUAAGCUCCGGAGAUAUUGGAGCCACUGCUAAUGUCCUGGCGAUGGCUGCUAAGCGACGCUCUGCUGGAGAUUUGCUGUUUAAUCCUAAAAGCUUCUCCAGGGAGCAGCUGGAUAGAGUUAGAAGCUGUGGGUCCAUUGGAGCUAGUAAUACUAUUACUACAACUAGCUCAGUUGGACAGGGGUCGGUUGAAGAGAAGAUCUGGAGCAAUAGGAGAAGGUCAUCGGUUCCCGAUGACCCCAGGCACAGAAGGCGCAAGUCUGCUGCUGAGAAGGACCAGGAGGAUAAUGAUUCGGAGUUUGAGUUUAAUGAGUCAAGGGCUAUGACUUUGCCGAGAGGACUGCAAACUCCGACGAGUACUUCAACGACUAAUUCGCUCCCGAGGUUGCCGGCUAUUACUUCCGCUAUGCACAAGGCGCAUAGCAUGCGAGCGCCCGUCCCCGACGAAGACACUCUCUCAGAAGCCUGCAGCACACCCAUCAUCGGAGGAGCAAAGCGAUUUGAACCUCGAAGCAGACUCCAGGACUUAAACCGCGCAUCAUUGUCCAGCUUAGGCGCCAGGUCUGACUCAAUGGCGUCAGUGUACAGUGGCGCCGGGGAGGGCAAGUGGUGCGGCUCCGUAGCAGUCCGCGGGGAAGUUGAAUUCUCUCUCCAGUACGAUUACAAGCAGCUGACCUUCCAGGUGAUGAUCAGCCAGUGCAAAGAUCUAGCGCCUGUUGACGUAAAGAGAAACAGGUCCGACCCUUACGUGAAAGUUUAUUUAUUGCCUGAUAAAUCUAAGGGCGGGAAAAGAAAGACAAAAGUUAAGAAGCACACGCUCAAUCCAGUUUUUGAUGAGACACUUAAAUUUAAUAUUAAUUUAAAUUCUUUGGAGAAUAGAAUUUUGUGGUUAACUGUGUGGCACUCGGAUAUGUUCGGGAGGAAUGACUUCCUCGGGGAAGUUCGGAUGCCCUUGGAGAAUAAAAUCUUCGAUGACCCGACGCCAAAGUGGUACCACUUGCAAGAAAGGUCCGAGGCUUUUGAUGACCCUGUGGAGAGAUACAAGGGCGAGGUUAUUGUCGGGCUCAAGUUUGUUCCUCCAGAACUUUGUCAACUCGAGAAUAGAGAGAGAGAGGGCGUUACUAUCGUUGGAGAGCCGAGGAAGGGCAAGAAGAACUGGAGCAGAGGCUCGCUGCAUGUCUUGGUUAAGGAGGCUAGAAAUCUUCAGACGAAAACCAAAAAUUCUGGGACAUGUGACCCCUUUUGCAAGAGCUAUUUGCUACCUGAUAAAGGAAGGGCUGGAAAACAGAAGACCAGUGUUGUUAGGAAGAGCGACGGAAAUCCGGUUUGGGGACACACGUUUAUUUAUAAGGAUCAUUAUUUGAUGCAUUGA
This is a messenger RNA of Cotesia congregata, 6750 nucleotides long. The record is from the annotation of a GenBank genome assembly. NCBI's taxonomy places the organism in Eukaryota, Metazoa, Arthropoda, Insecta, Hymenoptera, Braconidae.